Molecule: messenger RNA, 8704 nt
Organism: Rattus rattus (black rat)
Lineage: Eukaryota; Metazoa; Chordata; Mammalia; Rodentia; Muridae
Gene: N4bp2
Product: NEDD4 binding protein 2
Molecular function (GO): ubiquitin binding
Source: RefSeq, a predicted model, not a curated record
UAUUACUACUGGAUUUUCAAGAAUUUUUAAUAUAAUUUUUCCUUUGAAUUAUGAUUUAAAUAUCAAAAAUCUUUAAAUUUUUUUAAAAAAGGGAAAUAUUUUAGUUUUGGAAGUCAGAAUGCCAAGGAAAAGGAAAAAUGUUGGGGGAAAUCCUUUGCGGAAGACUGCAAACUCUAAGAAAAGUGUCGUGUCCCGUGUUGCUAGUCGUGAGGAGCCAACCACUACUCUUCCUUCCGUGUGUGAGACAAAAAUUGAUCAGGAAGAACUCUUCACCAGUAUCUCAGAGAUGUUUUCUGCUCUGGAUCCUGAUGUAGUUUAUUUGAUGCUUUCUGAAUGUGAUUUUAAAGUUGAAAGUGCCAUGGAUUGUCUGUUAGAAUUAUCUGCCACCAAUGCCAAGAUGGAAGCAUCGUCUUCACAAACUUCUGUUGCUCGUGAGAGUAAGCUAGGUGCAUCGGGAAGCACAGCAAUGGAGACGUGCCGUCCCGAAGACGAGAGUGAGGAUUCAAAACUGGAUUCAUUUUUGGAUAUGCAGCUAACUGAAGACUUGGAUUCCUUAAUACAGAAUGCUUUUGAGAAAUUGAACUCUCCUCCUGAUGACCAAGUAUACCCAUUCUCCCCUCUGCAAGAUGCUAAUAGUUUUAAUGACCCUUCCACCUUUAUGAAUUCAGAUUCAAGUGGUGUGACUUCUCUUCCUUCUGUACAAAACACGGGCUCCAACAGUGAAAUUGUCAGGAGUCCUGCUGCUUUACUAGGCUCAAACCCACUGACUUCACACGCAGUUUUGAAUGAGCCUGAAAGUUGUGCACAGAGUAGUACGUUGGCAUUGGAAGAGGGCUACCUAGAAGACUCUCCUCUCGGUAGCUCUUCAAAUCCAGCAAAUGACUCUGUUAUGGGUUGUGGCAAUUUUAGCCAAAGACAGAAAGAUCGUUUAGAAUCUGAGUGUCCUAGUGUGCAGCAUUCUCAAGCCCCUGUAAAUGUGGGCAACAGUGAACCUCAGGUUCCUUCAAAUCGCUCUCUGCACAAUUCAGGGUCUGAUUUACCAAGUACAGAUGGGGAUCAGAAGUCUACUUCUGUGCCAGAUGUUUUUGUGCCCUCUGAAGGGUUCAGUUUCAAGCCGCACAAGCAUCCUGAACUGCCACCAAAGGGGAAGGAUAUGAAUUACUGCCCGGUGCACCCCCUCCCGUUACUCCUUCCGCCCCCACCCCCCCCCCCACUCCGUGACCCGAUGAUCCCUGCUUUUGAUCUCUUUCAAGGAAACCAUGGCUUUGUAGCCCCUGUUGUGACCACUGCAGCACAUUGGAGACCUGUCAACUACACGUUCCCACCCCCCAUCAUCUCCCACACCUCCCCAACCAAAGUGUGGCGAGGCAGUGAGGGAGCAAGUGCUUACCAGGUGCAGGAGGCCCCAGUGUCACAGCCUGCGAGGAAGAAGACCACGUCCUAUGUAGGCUUAGUUCUCGUCCUUCUCAGAGGGCUGCCGGGCUCAGGGAAAUCCUUUCUGGCAAGGACUUUGCAAGAGGAUAACCCAGGGGGUGUCAUUCUCAGCACUGAUGAUUACUUUUAUAUAAACGGACAGUACCAGUUUGAUGUAAAGUACUUAGGGGAAGCCCACGAGUGGAACCAGAACCGAGCAAAAGAAGCCUUUGAGAAGAAGGUCUCUCCAGUGAUCAUAGAUAACACAAACCUCCAAGCGUGGGAAAUGAAGCCAUACGUUGCUUUGUCUCAAAAGCAUAAAUAUAAAGUCCUUUUCCGGGAACCGGACACAUGGUGGAAGUUCAAGCCGAAGGAGCUUGCAAGACGCAAUAUUCAUGGAGUAAGCAAAGAGAAAAUAUCAAGAAUGCUGGAGCACUAUCAGCGUUUUGUUUCUGUGCCAAUAAUUAUGAGUUCUUCAGAUCCAGAGAAAACCGAACGGAUUGAGUUGUGUGCAUAUGCUUGUGAGGACAGAAAUUCUAGCCCAAGAGACAGUGAAGCUGUUACCUCUACAAAAGAAGAAAAUGUCUCAUCUGCAUCUCCAAAGCACUUGGACCUAACGGAAGAGAAAACACUUGAAGUAGCCACACAAGCAGUGUUACCUUCGAGUGAACCCCCGCUACCUCCUACCAGUUUAAACAGAGGAAGAAAGGAGCUGGGUGACGGGAGUCACAGUGUUCAUGGCCACUUCAUUCAGGAAGACCCAAGCACCUGUUUCCCUAACGCUGAAGGCAGCGUUCAAGCCCCAGAUAGAAGUGAGAAAGAACAAGAGGUGGUGUCUGCAAAGGAGCCUUCUGAAGCCGAUGCAUGGAAUCCUGCAGAGGGCGCAUCCUCAAAUGGUCACUGUGCUGAAGGUGAUCAAGAAGCCAGUGAGUUUGCAAGUGCAGCCACCCUUCCAAGGGAAAACCCCUCACCUCCUGAAAUACUGGAAGAAAGAACAGCAGGAAAGAAAAAGACCAUUGUGAAACAAAAAAGCAAAUCCUCUUUGGAGAAACCCAAACCUGAGCUAUCCAAUUUCGUUGGUGACUGGCCAGUCGAUAAGACAAUUAGCCAGAGAACCAAAAGGAACCGGAAAACUGAAAAAGGAUCAUCUGUACAAAAUGACAAAAAAUGUAAUCGCCCACAGUCCCACAAAGUAUUAGAUACUCGGGUCUCUGUGAAUACAGAUCCUAUCCAGCCCCAAGGAUCUCCACAUGGAAAUGAUGAUCCUUCAGAAGUACCCAGUAGCUAUCACUAUGAUCCUUACAAAAGUACUGAGCAAACCUCAUUCAGCACUGUGAGCGACUGGCCCUCAUCUGCUUCAUUAGCUCAGAGAGAGCACAGAUUGAGAAUGCCAAAAGCUGGCUUAAGUGAACCCAACGUAGAAUUUGGAACCAAUGACAAGUUGGGUGAAAUACCCUUAUAUCCAGCACAUGAGGCCUACUGGGGGACUAGCCCUGAAGAACUGAAGACCCUGAGUUCCAGCCUUCGAAGUUCUGAAGUGCUGCCCAGUAAGACAGCUCAUGAGCAUCAUCAGACUCCGCUGAGUCAAAUGGUUCCUGGCCAGCACACACUGCCCCUUCCCUUUCCCAGCAGUGCCGCAACUCUUCCUGGAGUGGUGGGGCCCCGAGCUCUAACGCUCCCCGUGGGGGUGUCUGGAAUUGUCUCUGGAGUAGAUAAAGGCACUUGUACCCAGACUGAGCCCCAAGAUUUUGCUCUCUUGUGGAAAAUAGAAAAAAAUAAAAUCAGUGUUUCAGAUUCUGUCAGAGUGUUGACAGGAAGAGUAGAUGGGUUUAAGCCAAAAGACUUCACUCUUAAUAGAAAAUUGAAUGUUCAGGAAACUAUUCCUUAUAGAGUAAUGCAUGAUAAAAGUACAUUCGUUGAAGAAAGUGAGCUUACCAAUGCUGAUGAAUCUGAAAAUCUUAACAUCCUUUGCAAGCUGUUCGGGUCCUUUUCCUUAGAAGCCCUGAAAGAUUUAUAUGAGAGAUGUAAUAAAGAUAUUAUUUGGGCCACAAGCCUCUUGCUGGAUUCCGAGACUAAAUUGUGUGAGGAUGCGGAGGUUGUGAAUCCCCCCGAAUCAUACAGUGAGUCACAAGUUGGACCAUUUUCAAUGGGGUUGGAUUUGAAGGAAAUUAUUAGCCACAGAGGAACGUCAGAAGGUUCCAAUUCUUGUGUAUCAGAAUUUAGUCCUGGAAUUGGUAUCAGGAACACCAGUGCACAGUCUGCCAGUGACCCAGAAAAGGGGAACUCCGAGCAGGAAGGGAUAAGAGCUAUAAACCCUGAAAACCCUGAAUCAGUAGCCAGAAUAUUCCCUAAUGCCACUGUAAACGUAAAGAGUAGUAAUGGGAUGGUGCCUGACUUGUCAGGUGCGUACACCUUUAAGCAGCCCCUUUCACUUACUCCACGGUCUUAUGUCCCUAAGGAUGUUAGUGAAAUAGAAAAAAAUCUAGUGACAGAGACUAGAGACAAUAUUCAUUCUUUUCUAAAUUUAUCUGAUAUUAUUAACUCGGCAACAAGUACUUCAAAUCCAGAAUUAAAUGAAGAUGUUUAUCUUACUGGCUCUUUGGAAGUAAAGAUAAAUGAAAAUCUUCCUAAGGAUUAUGUGAAAUUUGCAAACAUGGAAGAAUUUAUUAAUGAAGAUAAACAGGAAAUGGAGAAAAGUCUAAUGCCAGGAACUGAGUGGUCAGCAGGAGUUAGUGAAGAGAGUAAACCUGAGGUAUCAACUCCUGCACCAGUGGCAGCCAAAUCUCUGACCAUAGACUGUCUGGAGCUGACCUUACCCCCUGAGCUGGCCUUCCAGCUUAACGAGCUGUUUGGCCCUGUUGGUGUUGACUCAGGGUCUCUAACAGUUGAGGAUUGUGUGGUGCACAUAGACCUGAAUCUGGCUAAAGUGAUUCAUGAGAAGUGGAGAGAAUCUGUAAUGGAGCGACAGAGACAGGAGGAGGUUUCUCUCGGAAAGCGCAUGCAGGAUCCUUCCCUGGCUGGACAUACUGUUCUUGAUAAUUCUGAACAAAAAUCAUCCCAGAAAACAGGCAAAAGGUUAUUGAAGACUUUAGCAGCACCUGAGACCCUGGAUCACUGGAACACUCAAACGAAGAAAGUCUCACUUCGAGAAAUAAUGUCAGAGGAGAUUGCCUUACAGGAGAAACAUGACUUGAAAAGGGAGACACUUAUGUUUGAAAAAGACUGUGCCACAAAACUAAAGGAGAAGCAGCUCUUUAAGAUAUUUCCAGCUAUUAAUCAAAAUUUCCUGGUGGACAUUUUCAAAGAUCACAACUAUUCACUGGAAAACACUGUGCAGUUUCUAAACUGUGUUCUUGAAGGAGACCCUGUGAAGACAGUUAUAGCUCAAGAGUGUGCCCACCAAAAUGAGAAUAACACUUCUCAUUCUGCUCAGAAGUCGAAAGAGAAAAAGGCAAAGAAACCAAAAGAGGCUGAUGACACCGCAGGUGACCCAUCUUUCCAGGAUUUUGAGUACCCUGAGUAUGAUGACUAUAGGGCAGAAGCUUUCUUGCACCAGCAGAAGAGGAUGGAGUGCUACAGCAAGGCCAAGGAAGCCUAUCGCAUGGGCAAAAAGAAUGUGGCCACCUUUUAUGCUCAGCAGGGUAGUCUUCAUGAGCAGAAGAUGAGAGAAGCUAAUCACCUCGCUGCUGUGGAGAUCUUUGAGAAAGUCAAUGCCUCCCUGCUACCACAGAACGUCUUAGACCUCCACGGGCUGCAUGUGGAUGAAGCUAUAGAACACUUGACAGCAGUUCUACAGCAGAAAACGGAAGAAUUUAAGCAGAGUGGCGGUAAGCCCUAUCUUUCAGUGAUUACUGGGAGAGGAAACCACAGCCAGGGAGGAGUUGCUCGAAUCAAACCAGCUGUCAUUAAAUACCUCACAAGCCACAGCUUCAGGUUCUCUGAGAUUAAACCAGGGUGCUUGAAAGUCAUGCUGAAGUGAAACUUAAAGCCCUGGACUUAGAAGUGUGAGGUUUGUGGGCUGACGUUGGUUUUACUUGUAGUAAUUCAGUCAGUUCUAUUUUCAAAUGUAUUUAUUAGGAAUGUAAAACAAGAAAAAUGCUUUUCAGAAUUCAAGGAAAAAUUUUUUUUUACUUGAUCAAAUGCCAAUCUGUUACUUUUCAAAAUAUUGAAAGGAAUUUUUAUUGAUUACAAAGUGUCUAAAAAAUGUAUCACCUGCAGUUUAAAGUCUUAAGUGCUAUAUCAUUGUUAGGAAAACAAACCAACCAACAAACACUGCCUUUGUGCUACGGUUCACGUUUAGAAAAGUCCUAAAGGGGACUGAGUGUGAGGGCGGCACGCCUCAGCCUCUCCAGGGUUGCGUUAAAUAGUGAAGGAGAAAGGUGAGCAGCAAAACACAAGGUGGUUUUGUUUUUUGUUUUUUUUCUGGUUUCAAAGCUUAACACAAAAUCACUUGAUUUUGCUGUUCAUACAGACAGGGGGACACUUGAUUGUAUUUUCCUCUGUAUCUCUCGUCCUUUCCCUUCUAUACUGGUGUGUGUGUUUUUCCGGGAUGAAUGUUGGGUGUGAGAGUAACUUGUAGUCUCAUAGGUACAAUAGGUAGCUUUCAGAGGAGAAGCGGUGCUUGGUGUCUCCUGUGUGUCCUGGACUCCCUGCAGUGGCACGGAGGCUAAAUGGCUGUUUCAGACUCCAGACAUCAUUUCUAAGCUACAGGGAGUCAGUCCUACUGACUUAAGUGCAAAACCAUUUUUGGUACAACUGUAAAAGAACCCUUGCAAUUAGAAAGACUUUUUUUACCUUUAUUUUGAAAAGAAGCCAACUUUCUGAAAGAAAAGUCUCAUCGAAUUUUUUGAGCUAGUGUCCUGUUUGUGUGUAAAUACUGGUUUCCUUUCUACAGACUUAGUGUGGCAAAGUGUAAUUUUUCUAGAACAACACAGUAGUUAAGUAAAUCUAACUUUGGACAUACAGAGUAUUUUCAACAUAUGCGCUGUUCACAAGCAAUUGUGUUGCAUUUAGACCUUCAUAAGGAAUGCGGCAGUGCCCUCCUCCGAAAGAUCUGACAGCAUGAGCUCCCAAAGAGCGUUUUAAUGGGAAUCAAAAGUAGAAUCAUGUUUUAGUCUUGUGAAUCAUGCUUUUAAAAAAGAGCCUUACCAUUCAAUUUUAUUUCCAUAAAAACAAAAAUCUAUGUUUGUUACCUAUAAAUAGUUAGUGAUUACUGAUACUCAAGUAUUUAUAUUUUUAGACUUGUAAUAAUUUGUUUUAAAAAUUGCAGUAGUGUAGCAUACCAUUUUUGGUAAUGCUUGGAAGUGUUUUUUAUAUAUAUAUAUUACAAAUAAAGCAGUUCCCUUUUAUAACUUAGUACAAAAACCAUAAUCAGUAGUUAAUAAAGUAAGCAUAUUCCUGUGUUCAAGUUAAGAUGAUAGAAAAAUGAGACAAUUUAACACCUGGAAUUAUUGGAGUGUGUGCAGCUGCAUACUCAUUUUCUGUGUUUUAUAUUUUCUCAUGUUUUAAUAUUUGAAUAUUUCAGACAAUUUAUAUUAUUACUGUGAUUCUAAUUAAGAGAGCAGUGAGAAGUACUAGUGUGCUUCUAGCUGGAGGCUGUGGCUAGAGGCCUCCAGAAAGCAGCUCUUUUUACUGCUGCGCCAGCCUGAUUGUCAGAAGUCCGCUAUGGUUCUUCAUGAUGGAGCAAACCUAAUGCAGACCUCAAGAUCGCUAUGAAGACCCAGUUGGCCUCAAACUCACAAUCCUUCUGCCUCACCUUCCUAAAUAUUGAGACUAUAGAUAUGUUUUGCCGUGCUUGGCUUCAUAUUCUUUAAUCAUUAUCUAUAAAUAACAAAGUUUGAACAUUAUAUAUAUUUAUAGUCCCAAAUUCCCUUCCCUGCCCUCCUAUCUGUAUCAUUGAAGCAGUUACAAUUAUAAAAGAUCAUUUUCUAAACUUUCAUUUGCUGACCUCUAAAUCUUGUGUCCCAGCCAGAGGUAGAGGACUCUGGGGAUCAAAGAUUUUUCUUUUGCUCCCUUUUGAAUUUUGUAUGUCCCAGGUAAAGAUGGUUUAGAGAUGAUCCAGGUGAGAAGAGCUCUUUGUAAACCUAGUAUUUUAAAACAUUUUAAAAGUAUAGCAUUUUUCCCCAAAACUUGGAAGAUCUUAGUAGCAGUUAUAUACAUUUAAAAUCUGUUACUGGUGUCCACCCAGUGAGAUACAGAAUUGAUAGGAAUCACAUGACAGUCAGUGUGAGCGCCAGGCCCUCACAACCAUUUUCAGUCUCUUUCCUUAUCCUGUGAGACAAUUGGCUCAUGUUUUCUGACAUCUAUUAGCUGUUGAUACAUUGGUGUUAUUUUUGAGUUGAAGUUUUCUUCUGUUUAUGAGUAUUUCCAUACUACUUGUAUACUGUGACAUUUACGUAUCAUCCAUAUCAUAUAGUGGGAACUGUGACUGAAAUGACAGGUAUUAUAACAGAUUUUGAGAACAAACAGCUUCCAGUUUUUUGGGGGAUGUUUCCUGUCCUUUGUUUUGGUCUUCUUUAUAAAUUCAAGUGUUCUGUUCGCUUUAGAAGGAUGUGUGUAAGGGCAAGGUUAGUUAGUUUCAGCUGGCAGUUGGAAACUUUUGAAACUCAAAUUGCUCUGACAAUGUUUUAACUGCUCUCAAUUAAGAAAAUGUAAGAAAUGGACAAACUAACGUGUGCUGUUUUUUCUGAGUGCUUUUCUAUUGUGCAAUGAGGUGACACUGAUAAUGUUCUGUGCCGUGCUUAAGUGUUGCUUAUUUUUAAUACUUGUAAAGAAAACAGACAUAAGUGUCUGCGUGGCCAAAACCAAGUGCCAUUUAAAAGGAAAAGUAAGUUGAUGUAGAAUGUAUGUUAAUGGUGCUUAUUUUUAAAGUGUGAUUUAAGUUUACAGUAUUACUUGAUGCCUCUUUACAGAAGUGACUAGAGAAACGAGGCUAGAACACACCUGUGUCCUGAAGCCUUCGUAACCUCAGUUAGAUGAUGCCGGAGUUCAUUCACUGUCCUCACAUUUGAGCGCUUGACUUCCGUGGUCAGGUGAUGAACCUGCUUUGUUGAGUUACCCCUCUCCGCCUCAUUAAAGUGCCCCAUUGCAGCUAGCAGCUGAAGAAUAGACUGUAAGCUUUUCAGACGGUGUAUCAGAAACAAAAUGUUUUUAUGUGUACUAUAAAAAUGUGAUUUUUGCUGUCAACCUGUACUUUUUUUAUUGAAAAUGUUUAUAACUUUGCUUUUAAAAUUUCUUAUGAAACCAUUUACAAAUUACAUACUUAAUUUAAUAAAAUGCUUUCAUCACAGUC